GACAGUGUAAACACUGAUGACUCGAGAAAAAGGCUCUCAGUGGGAGAGGAGAAGAGAGGAGUCGGUUAUCUAAUAGCACUUUGCGCUGGCUGCUCCUGCCGCUGCUAACAACGAUACUCUUAUAUUCCCAUUCUGGGCUCAGGAACGUUUAAGGCGACAGGAGGAAGGAGGGAUAACCAGAGAAGGGCUUUGAUUCGUAUGCCUAUCCUAUCGACACAGCUGAGCACCCCUCCUCCUCCCCCCUUUCUCCUUCUCCUCUCCUCUGUGGAUGCCCUCACUUGCAGCAUGGACUCCGGAGGGGAAAGAGAGGAAGGGUGGAUGGAAGACCAGUGGGAGAAAUGGUUGACCCAUGACAUCAGCCUGAAUGAGUUUGAGGAUGAGGACCUGUCUGAGAUCACUGAGAUCACAGAUGAGUGUGGGAUGAGUCUGAACUGCAAUGGCCUGGAGAUUAAGCUCCCGUUGCCUUUCUCUCUCUCUGGACUGACUGACGUGAGUAUCGUCCAAUCCCUGCAGGGCUGUGUGAGGCGGGGGACCAAUAGUGUGGUGGGAAAGGUGGAGCUGGGUGCUGUCGGCCAACUCCAUGCGGAGAUGCUCCAUUUGGAUCUGAUCGACGGGGCCGAUGGUUACCGUGACGACAAGGAGUCAUCUAAGCCAUCUUCCACAGCACCCCUGCCAGUAACCGAGGACCCCCCUCUAAUAACCAUGGAUAUAUACCGGCCCAAGAGACCCACGACCCUUAACCUUUUCCCCAUGGUGCCACGCACUCAGGACACAUUAAACAACAACUCAUUUGGUAAGAAGUACAGCUGGCAGGAGAAGGUCUCGCGCUCAUCCUCCCCCCUCAAAACAGGUGGGCUGACCUCUCCCCAUGAGCACAGCUGUCUGAGCGAUGAGGACAAGUUGCAGCAGGGAGGUGGGACGCAGACCAAGGACCGCGGCACAUCCACUGACGCUCCCUGCAGACACAAACACACCUCUGGACACACCCACAGCUCCGCAGCAGGGACACGCUCCAAACUGCAGGAGAAGCCCACAGCACCCCCGCCUCCCCAAAACUAUACACCCGCACCUCUGGGCCCCCCAGGGAAGGGCGAGGGGGGGACACACAGAGAGAAUAUCCGCUAUCACACAGACGUACGCCUAGAACCCACUGAGGAGAUCUAUCUGACUCCCGUGCACCGUUCCGAGCAGGACCGCCCAUUCCUGUCCCAGCAGCCAGAGCACGGACGCAUGUCAUUCAGCUCUGACACCGAGGGCCCACCCCCUUACCAGCCUCUGCCCGACCGGACCAACCCCUCCAUAUGUGAGGAGGACGAGGUGUAUGUGCCCCCUCCCUCCUACGCCUCCUGUGUGGAGGCUCUCCUCACCCCCCCCUCUACCGCCCCCCCCAGGGAACCCCCAGCCUUAGCCCUGAACCUCAGCCUGAGGGAAGGAGGAGCAGGGGCGGUGGUGAGGGCAGGGGUGGAGUAUGUAGACGCCCAGGACGAGACAUUUGGGGGAGAGGGUGAGGCUGAGGAUGAGAGGGUAAGGGAUGUGGGAGGCAGGCAGUAUUUGGGACGUGGCGGCUGUGGUGCCCCCCCGAGGACUCUGAUGAGCUCGGAAGCGAGUGGUCUGUCUUACGACUCUGUGAAGUACACACUCGUCGUGGACGAGCACGCACAGCUCGAACUGGUGAGUCUGCAGCAGUGUUACCAAUGUUACAGCGACGACAGCGACUCUGCGACCGUCUACGACAAUUGUGUCUUGUCUCCGUACGAGUCGGCCAUCGGGGAGGAGUAUGAGGAGGAAGAGGAAGAAGAAGAUAAAGAGGAUGAGGAGGAGAGAGCGAGAGUGGAAUGGAGGAGAGAAGCAACCGCCUGUCUGUCAGAGGACUCCACCCCAGAGGCGAACCUACACUUCUCUAAGAAGUUCCUCAACAUCUUCAUGAACGGACGGUCACGGUCCUCCAGUGCAGAGUCGUUUUGCUUGUUCUCCUGCAUCAUAAAUGGGGAGGAGAGGGAACAGAGUCACAGAGCCGUCUACAGGUUUGUCCCUCGCCAUGAAGAUGAGCUGGAGUUGGAGGUGGAUGACCCUCUACUAGUGGAGGUACAAGCAGAGGAUUACUGGUACGAAGGCUACAACAUGCGUACAGGCACCCACGGCAUCUUUCCUGCUUACUACGCCAUAGAGGUCGCCAAGGAGCCAGAGAGCUUAAAAGUGAAGAGCAGUGAAUGGGUAGACAGAUACCGCAUGAAAUUCCUGGGCUCGGUCCAAGUGCCCUACCACAAAGGCAACGAUGUUCUGUGUGCAGCUAUGCAGAAGAUUGCCACCAAUAGAAGGAUGACAGUGCAGUAUAACCCACCAUCGUCUUGUAUCCUUGAGAUCAACGUGAAAGGUGUGAAGCUCCUAGUCCAGGAUGACUACUAUGCCUCUGACAGAAGUAACCAGUGCAGCCACUUCUUCCAGUUGAAGAAUGUUUCCUUCUGUGGCUAUCACCCUAAGAACAGCAAGUACUUUGGCUUCAUCACAAAACACCCAGCUGACCAGAGAUUUGCCUGUCAUGUGUUUGUGUCUGAAGAUUCGACUAAACCCCUGGCAGAGUCUGUUGGGAAAGCCUUCCAGUUGUACUAUAAGGAAUUUGUAGAUUAUUCCUGUCCGACAGAGGAUAUUUACCUGGAAUAGCACCCGCCCCGCCUUCCACCACAAACCUGUACGUUACAGUGUAUCAUAACAUACUGUUGCAUGACGGACAAAACAAUUAUAACAAAUAUGAACUAAUACAUCUGACAAAAAGAUGAAGAAGGAGCGAGAGAAAGAAGGAGAGGUACUGGUGUCUACUGUUUGUCCAAAGAUGUUAAACAUUAUGACGAAUGAACAAGUAAUUGAUCCAAACAUAGUGGAGAUGUUGAAGAGGGGGUCGCAAAAUAUGCAAAAUGGAGUCACUAAUGAGGAAGUUAAUGUGCCUAUGGUGUCCUCAGGCUGUCCACUCAAAGCACAAUGCUCAGAUCAUAGUGACCUGGACUGGAGUAGUCUAAAACUAAUCUUUAUGGAUUUAGAGCUUGAAUCCCAGGUAGAACACUGGGCUUUGGACUUGGUGAACCCCAGAAAGACCAGUAGUUGCUAAGGUAACAGCAAAUGGAGGUCAGGAAAAAAUAAAUCAAUAAAUGAAUGAACCUGCCAUAAAGAUCCUAUUAAAUUACUAGUAUUUGAGUAUUCUAAUCCCUAAUUCUAUGGAACCUUUAAUGUUGGUGUGAUACAUUGUGUGAGGGAAAGAGUGAUUCUGCAUGAGCUAAUGGUGCAGUGUGUUUGGAGAGGGUGAUAAAUCCUGUGGCCUAAGGUAACUACAGGUCUAGGAUCAGAUUACCUUACCUCAACCUUUGCAAUUAAGGAGAUGGCAAAUGAUCUGCGCUGUUAUCAGUGGCUCACUCUGUUACUUCUUUUCCAUGUGGUUGCUCCCACUAAAACAAAAACAAGUAAGCAUUAGGGUCACACUGUUGACCAGGAAUAGUGUCUUUAAUACGCAGCAAAGCCUUUGGUAUUAUUUCUGGUACACUCUCAGAACCCUCAAAUAUAUUCACAUUAAGGAAUCAAGAGGAAACUUUUAAAAUGGAGGGUCCUACCAAUAAAAGCAUUCACAUUGUUUUCUGUUCGAAAAUGCUUCCUUUUGUUUGUGCUGAACAUGACCCUAGUUAUUCUUUGAUUUUUGGGAAGACUGAUUCUUGUUAAAUCAUUAAGGGUACACUUAAUACUGAAUUACAGUAUUGUAAUUCCAUUACCAGAAACAAAGAGAUGGACUACAGAGUUUCCAGUCAACCGCUUUGGCUUGACUAAAACUAGCUUAAAAGCAUCUGAUUUGCAGGAAGGGUCAAUGUGGACUGCCUCAUAGUUCUUCUCAUGCUCAGUUUCAACAUGAAAUGAGAGUUCAUAUUGAGAGUUCAGAUGGGGUUGCCAUUCAGAUAACUGGGUAUAAGAUAAGGAUGCUUACUCAAGCUGUUACCCUGGUAACAUAAAAGGGAAUGACCUCUGAUCCUCACAAAAAGGACAUGAAAGGUGAAGUGUGUAGGAAAUGGGUGAUGGGAGAUGUAGUUUUAAAGGAAAGCCUCAGUCUAUUACAGAGGUGCUGGCUGACUAGGAAGUACAAGGCAGGGGGAGACUGGUGUCUUUUACAAGUAGUGCCUCUGAAGGAUCAUUGUGGUUAUUGCUAUGCCAUUUAGAUUUACCACAAGGUGUGUUGAUAGGAGAGGUUGGAAACAGGCUGUUUUUGUGAAGGAGAUAUCAUGAGUGUGUUGAGAUGGUAAGAAUAUAGUAAGUAAGACUAGAUCAAGGUUCAACAUAAUAAGAUAGGACCUCACCUCAAAAUGGCCAACCCCUGGCCAGAGGUUUGUUUUUGGAAACAAUGGCCUGGUCUGAAAUCAGCUAAUCGCUCCUACCCAUCUGGUGCUUGUAGAUUCUCAUGGAACCAGAGAUGUUUGUUAUAUGCGGGAAACCACCCUAAGUUCACUGGAACGCUAGGUGGAGCCAUCCCCAUACUGCUUACACCUUUCCAGUCUUCAGAUUUUCCAUCACAGAAGGGGUAGGGUUUAGGGGAAGGGCAAAUAAUGGUUUUAUGUGGCUUUCAGACACAGUGAUUUCUAACAUGGCUGACACAGAAUUACAUUCUAACAAGAACUUGUAACACAAUGUAUUGUUCUAAGAACUGUAAUUAACUGAACAUUUAAAAAGUUGUGAGAAGGAAUGCUUGUCAAAUGGGUGUCUCUAACUUAUGAAAGCAUGGGAUAUGAAACCACAUUCAUUUUACCACCUGUCAAGCAUAUUCCUAUGAAUAGUGACAUGUAUUUCCAAGUCACAAGUUUACAUUUGAUCUUCAUCAUUCAUAAUUUUCUUCUGAGCCAAGAAACAAAGAGCAAAAUUUAGAUCAGAUCCGCCUUAACGCAUGAUAAAUGACAACUGCAUAGCAUAUAAUUGUUUUUGCUUAUCGUGUUGUGUGUUGUAAUAUACACCUCCAUUAGACUGAUAUAAAUCUGUAUGAUUUUCAAUGAGUGUCAUUAUCUUUACUACACUUUGUCAUUCGGAACUUCUAACACGGGUGGGACGGGUGUGACAAUGACCUCAAGAUCAGCCAUUCACCAUUUGACAGCUCCAACGCAGAACACCUGUGACAUCGCCUAAACAAAAACAAUGAUAUGCUAUGCAGUUUGUCAGUUAUUGCGGGUUAAGGUGGAUCUGAUUGAAUAAUGCCUGAUUUUGAGACAUUCUCCGAGACUACUUCUAUUUUCAGUCCCCAAACAGUCAUUCUGGCCACUAUGAGGAAACCAAGCAAAGGUUAUAAAGAGUGUACAGAUGUGCCAUAUAUAAAUACAUAUAUUGUAAUUACAAAUGUUACACUGUACCAAUUGAUACUGUAGCAAUUUAAAUUCUUAUUUUAUUUAUUUAUUUUUAAGUGUGAAUUGUAUUAUUACAUUUAAAAUGUUCAAUGCAGCA
Molecule: messenger RNA, 5460 nt
Organism: Coregonus clupeaformis (lake whitefish)
Lineage: Eukaryota; Metazoa; Chordata; Actinopteri; Salmoniformes; Salmonidae
Product: C-Jun-amino-terminal kinase-interacting protein 1-like
Exons: 12
Coding region: 199-2661 (820 amino acids)
Biological process (GO): regulation of JNK cascade
Cellular component (GO): cytoplasm
Molecular function (GO): protein binding
Source: RefSeq, a predicted model, not a curated record